CGUCGUCGGUUCUACUCUUAAAAUGCGAUAACGGAUCCAUUACGUGUGUAAACAUUUAAGUAGCGUGCGCGUCGCCAAACAAAAAUAGUAAUCAAUUUCUAUGAGAGCGACUUUAAAACUUGAGAGGUCAUUAUAUCGUUGGAGGACCGUGCUAAGAGCCGCUACUUAGCAGUUCGAGUUUAAACUUUAAAGUGUUUUUGGGUUCAGAUAGAGUCAACAUGAAAAUCGAGUGGGCUCCCAUUGAAGUUCCCAUGGAACGACGUCGGCAGAUGUUUGCCAUGGCUUUCUUCAUCCUGUUCUUCAUGAUACUUUCGUUUGGAUCUUAUAUUCUUGUGGCUGCCCUGCUGAUCUAUGGAAGUCUAAUGUGGCGGACAUUGAUGCUCGUUUACUUGGUGUACGUCUAUGUGGAUCACAGAAGGACCCACUCCAUUAUGGACGGCAAUGGGUGGAAGAUUAAUCGCAAUAAUUGGCUGUUUCGGCACUAUCGUGAAUACUAUCCCGUGCAGCUGGUCAAAACCGCAGAGCUGCCUCCGAAUAAAAACUAUAUUUUGGCCAGCUUUCCACAUGGAAUUCUGGGGACUGGCAUUUCCAUUAACAUGGGUCUAGACAUCUCCAAGUGGCUAGAACUAUUCCCGCAAGUGCGGCCCAAAGUGGCCACUUUGGAUCAGAACUUCCUUACGCCCAUUGUGCGUGGACUCUUGAAAUCUUGGGGUUUAGUUUCUGUAUCCAAGAAGGCUCUGGUAUAUUUGCUUACCAAGUCUAAUGAUCCCAAACAUAAGGACAAUAGAGAUGGCUUCACCUCCAAUGCAGUAGCUAUUCUGGUGGGCGGUGCCCAGGAGGCACUUGAUUCGCAUCCUGGUCAAUACAUUUUGACUCUGAAGAACCGCAAGGGUUUCGUCAAAAUGGCCAUUCGAACGGGGUCUUCGAUUGUGCCAACCUUUUCUUUUGGCGAAGUGGAUAUUUUAGAUCAGGUUGCCAAUCCACCAAACUCCGCUGUUCGUCGUUUACAAGAUUUCGUAAAGAAAAUUACUGGAGUUUCUCCACUAAUUCCUCUGGGUCGAGGCAUAUUCAACUACAGUUUUGGUAUUUUGCCUAACCGUCGACGAAUCGUUCAAGUUGUUGGUUCUCCCAUCGAUGUGGUAAAAAGCGAUCAGCCGGAUGCAGCAUAUGUGGAUAAGAUACAUAAACAGGUCAUCGAGGACCUGGAGAAGAUGUUUGCCCAGUACAAGGAUCUGUACAUACCAAAUGUCAAGCAAACCAAGCUUAUCAUUCAUUAGUCUAAGCUAAACUGUUAUAUUUAAUUUUAAAAAAAUGUGAUUGAAAAAUGCUUUGUAAGCAUUUAAUAUAAACAAAGUUACUCGUCCUA
Molecule: messenger RNA, 1366 nt
Organism: Drosophila ficusphila
Lineage: Eukaryota; Metazoa; Arthropoda; Insecta; Diptera; Drosophilidae
Product: diacylglycerol O-acyltransferase 2
Exons: 7
Coding region: 219-1277 (352 amino acids)
Biological process (GO): triglyceride biosynthetic process
Cellular component (GO): endoplasmic reticulum membrane
Molecular function (GO): diacylglycerol O-acyltransferase activity
Source: RefSeq, a predicted model, not a curated record